UUUCUUCUUUGCUUAAGCCUCUUUUCUAUAUGGAAGAGGAAGAUCAAAAAGAACUGCAGCUGCUCCCCACUCCGCUCUCCAUAGCGUCAUCUUCCCAGAUGUCAUCUCGGGCGUCUGAUUCUUCACUAAGAUAUCGAUCGACGACGACGAGUGAUCAAUACGAAGGGCCAUCACUCGACUUGCAACUAUCGAUCAGCCUCAGGCCAAUCCAGCAACCAUCGAAUUGUGUUAUUGCAGGACCCAUUUGUGACUUCGGUGAUGUUAAGGCCGACACAAGCUGCGUCGAGUCCUUGAAAUGGCAGGCGGCUGAGCAAAUUCGAUUGGCAGCUAUCGAAAAGGCUUAUGCAGAGAGAGUGAGGGAGCUUACAAAGAGGGAAAUGGAGUUGGCACAAUCUGAAUUUGCGAGGGCUAGGCAUAUGUGGCAAAGAGCUAGGGAGGAAGUGGAAAAAGCUGAGAGAAUGAAGGAGAGAGCAACAAGGAAGAUAGAUUCUACGUGCAUGGAGAUUACUUGCCAGUCUUGCAGGCAAAGGUUCAGGCCUUGAUGCUUUCAUAUAAACCCUUGUUUAAGAUAUAGCUGAGUUUUUGUUCCAUAACCGAGUUUGUUAUUGGGGUUUGAAAAUUUGGGCAUUGGAUUUAUCAACUUCCUUCAACAUAGAAGAAGGAAAUAACCCAAAAGAACACAAUAAGAGCAGCACGAAAAUUAUGCAAUGUCUAUUUUUAAUUCAUUGCAAUUGGUGUUUAUGA
This is a messenger RNA of Theobroma umbraticum, 744 nucleotides long. RefSeq names its product SHOOT GRAVITROPISM-like protein. Gene Ontology annotation, biological process: gravitropism. Gene Ontology annotation, cellular component: nucleus. The record is from RefSeq and is a predicted model, not a curated record. Lineage: Eukaryota; Viridiplantae; Streptophyta; Magnoliopsida; Malvales; Malvaceae.